This is a messenger RNA of Sphenostylis stenocarpa, 2091 nucleotides long. NCBI's taxonomy places the organism in Eukaryota, Viridiplantae, Streptophyta, Magnoliopsida, Fabales, Fabaceae. The record is from the annotation of a GenBank genome assembly.
AUGAUGGAGUGCAACAAGGAUGAGGCAAUUAGGGCCAAAGAAAUUGCAGAGCGGAAAUUUUCAGAGAGGGAAUAUGUUGGUGCGAAGAAGUUUGCUCUCAAGGCUCAAAAUCUAUACCCUGAUUUGGAGGAUAUUACCCAGCUUUUGACAACAAUUGAUAUCUAUAUAUCUGCUGAGAAUAAAGUAAGCGGAGAAAUGGAUUGGUAUGGUAUACUUGGAGUGAGCCCCUUUGCUGAUGAGGAGACUGUCAGGAAGCAAUACAGGAAGCUGGCUCUCACCCUUCACCCUGACAAAAACAAGUCUUUGGGUGCAGAGGGUGCAUUUAAGCUGGUUUCAGAGGCAUGGAGUUUGUUAUCAGAUAAGACCAAGAGACUAGAAUAUAACCAGAAGAGAAGUUUGAAAGGAUUCCAACAUAAUUCUUCCAAUCAUGUUGGAUCUAAAUCAGAUGCACCCAAUUCAAAUGGUUUCUAUAAUUUAAAGAAGAAUGUAACGGCAAAUGUCAGGACUGGAAAUAAUAAUGGUCGAGCACCUUCAACUGCAGUUCCUCCUCCACAUAAAAAGGCUGAUACCUUUUGGACUAUCUGUAAUCGGUGCAGGACACAUUAUGAAUAUCUCAGGAUUUAUUUGAAUCACACCCUUUUAUGUCCAAACUGUAAUGAAGCUUUUGUUGCUGUAGAGAGGGGUCCACCACCAAAUGUUUUUAAGCCACCAAAUUGGUCUUCUCAUCAACGACAUCAAAAUUCUCAACACCAUACUGGAAGUAAUAAUACAAACAUUCAGUGGGGUUCUCACAAUAGAAUGGCUGGUUUUGGUAGCACAGACGGAUCAACAUCUGUUGCAGCACAAGCUGCAAGUGUUGUGCAGCAGGCAAGUGAGAAAGUAAGGAGAGAGGGUUCUUUUCACAAAGCUGAAAAACCUAUGAAAAAAAGGAGGACUGAUGAUAUUCGCGUUAAUGGUUAUCAAGGAUACAUGGCGAAUCAUAUGACUGGGGGACAUGGAGCAGCUGGUUUGGGCAGCAUUUCUGAAUCAGGAAAGGCUAACAUGGAAACAGAAAGGAGUUAUGGUUUUUCAGGUCUGCCUAGCAAGCAUUACAGCACAAGAGAAUUGUCAAUGUUUGAAAUACGAAACAUGUUGAUGGACAAGUCUCGCAAUGAAAUUAGGAAGAAACUUCAAGAAUGGAAAUCACUGGCCGAAGUUAAGAUUAACAAGGAUAAAGAGAAUAAGAGACAGAAAAGUGCAUAUAAUGGCAAAACAACUGGUACAGAAAAGCUGAGAGAGCCUGUUGUUAAUGGUAAUAGGCAUCCAAACAUUGAUUCUUUUCCUGUUAGAUCUGAUGAUACAGUUCAGAAGAACCAAGCUUAUGUCACCAUCAAUGUUCCAGACCCAGAUUUUCAUAACUUCGACUUGGACAGAGAUGAAAAUUCCUUUGCAGAGGACCAGGUGUGGGCUGCUUAUGAUGAUGAUGAUGGAAUGCCUCGAUAUUAUGCUAGAAUUCACAAGGUGAUCUCCAUAAAGCCAUUUAAAAUGCGGAUCAGUUGGCUUAAUUCUCGAAGCAACAGUGAAUUGGGCCCAAUAGAUUGGGUAGGCUCUGGUUUUUAUAAGACUUGUGGGGAUUUCAGAACUGGAAAGCAUGAAAUAUCUGAAUCAUUAAAUUCAUUCUCUCACAAGGUUAGGUGGACAAAAGGCAUGAGAGGUGUUGUUCGUAUCUUUCCUGGAAAGGGGGAAGUCUGGGCUCUUUACAGAAACUGGUCUGCUGAUUGGAAUGAACAUACCCCAGAUGAAGUGAUACAUAAGUAUGAUAUGGUGGAGGUGCUUGAAGAUUUCAAUGAAGAACAGGGCGUAUUAGUUACGCCCCUUGUUAAGGUUGCUGGUUUUAGGACUGUGUUUCAAAGGCAUACAGAUCGUGAUCAGGAGAGAAGGAUUCUUAAAGAGGAAAUGUUUCGAUUCUCUCAUCAGGUUCCUAAUUACUUGCUGACUGGUCAAGAAGCUCAGAAUGCUCCAAAGGGUUGUCGAGAGUUGGAUCCAGCCGCUACUCCCUUAGACCUCCUUCAGAUAACGACAGAAGCUAACGAGACAUCGGAUAAUGCUUAG